Messenger RNA from Clavispora lusitaniae ATCC 42720, 2469 nucleotides. RefSeq names its product exocyst subunit (gene SEC10). The record is from RefSeq and is a predicted model, not a curated record. Gene Ontology annotation, cellular component: cytoplasm; exocyst. NCBI's taxonomy places the organism in Eukaryota, Fungi, Ascomycota, Pichiomycetes, Serinales, Metschnikowiaceae. Gene Ontology annotation, biological process: Golgi to plasma membrane transport; exocytosis.
AUGAGUUUUGCAAUCUAUGACUUAGAGGAUGACGUUAGAAAACUACUAACCACGGAAAACUUUCUUAAUGGGUUGUCUGUCAAUGAUUUUGUCGAGGAAUUAAGCAAGGAUCAUAUUCUCAAGGGCGCAGAAGUUAAUAACUUAGAAUACCUUGAUCCCAAGCCUUACAUCAGAACUUUCGAGUCAACUUUACGGCACUUAAGACAAUUGAGUGACGAAGCAUCGAAGCAGAUGGAAAUAGCAGAACGAGACGUGGAUGAAUUCGAAUUGACUCAUAGUAGGGCUGUCCUAGAGCUUUCUUCUCAGGUGGAGGAGUUUGUGUCGAAGUUCGGAAAUUUGGACUCCGAGAUUUCCAGCAUCACCAGCAAAAUAGAGCCACUCAACCAAUCGCUAAACAAAAUUACCAAUUCGAGAGACCGGUCCAUGGAAACCAUUUUUCUUGUCCGUGCUUACCACGGCUUCUAUACAAAGGAGAAAUACGACCCAUUAGAGAAGCUAAGAACCUCAAAAACAAUUGACUCGAGAACUAAAUGUGCCAAAACAGUGAAGAACUUACUCACGCUAGCUAAGAAAAUUGAAACAAUAACGGGAAACCUACCAAAAGUCUCAAAAUGUGUCAACUCGAUACAGAAAUACAGUGAAAUGAUGGAGCAAACAUUGAUCGAUAGAUUUGAAAUUGCAUCCGAAGACAAUGACUUUGAGGAAAUGAGCCAAAUAUCACAGAUACUAUUCGAGUUUAAUGGCGGCAGUAGUGUGGUUCUGGCUUUCAUGAAUAAAAGUGAUUUAUUUUUUGAGUCGGACCAAGAUGAAGGAGGUUACUCUAUUAUUGAAGAUGAGGCUAUUUGGAAGAGUUUGGGGGAUCCAAAUUAUCACAGCCAAUCCAUAUUUAAAGGUGAAAUAACCGAGGUUCUAUUGGAUAGGCUUAAGGUUUCCAUAAAGGGCCAAGCACGAAUCGUGCAACAAGUGUUCACUGAGCCUCUUCCAGUUCUAAAAAUUAUGGUUCAAAGAGUUUAUGCCCAAAUGAUUCAGAACAAAGUCUCCACUCUUUUACUGUUUUCUCAACAAUCAGGAGCUCUAGCUCACGUCCGAGUACUAUAUGCGCUUUAUGUACUCGUUGGGGAUUUUACUAAAGAUAUGAAAGAGUUCUUCGUUACGAACGAAUUCGAUGAGAACAACGAAAUUGGUUCUACCUUGGACCAAUGCUAUUAUGAUUUGUUUAUUGACUAUUUGUCAGAUAAUUCUUACUUCAAGUUGGAGAAAGAAAUGUUGGAAUCAUUCAUAUACGACAUUGCCCAAAAAUUCAAUGCAUUUAAUGAGAAAGCCUUGAGCAAAAAGCAAUUAGAACAUAAAUUGCAAGAAAUCGAAAGUGAAGGCUCCUUUGCAAACACAAGAAAUGACCGCUCAGGUAUAGAAAGUGAAAAGCACGUCUUUCGCUUCAUGGAACGAAAAAGACUAAGCAGAUUUAAAGACUUCAUGAAAUCCCAAUUUUCUGAAAGGUUGAAUAAGGAAAACAUGGAUUUGCCAAGUAACGGCCCAGAAUUUGAAGAAUUUGGGGUGGUUAAUAUUACAAAAGUGCAAAUUGUUUUGAGGUUGGCAAUAGAAGCAAUUGCUAGAGUUUUAGAGUUGGCGCCAAGUAAGACUCCUGAACAUUCCUUGGAUAUUUUGGAGAUCUUAAUUAUGGAUUUUGGUGGGCUUUAUAUUGGAGGGGGAAUAGAGGUAGCGUAUGAAAAGUCGUUAUAUGAACUCACAAGCGUUUCAUUGACGCAAGAACCCAAUUUGGCAUUUUUGAAAUCGUUUACUACAACAAGUGACAUUUUAUUCUUACUCACAUCAUGCAUUAAAAAGAUUGUAUUACCAUGUGCGGUAAACAAUCCAACCAUCAGGAAUAGAAUGAUCAGCUUGACUAACAACUAUGUCUCUGGCAGUGAAACAUCUUUGAAUUUGAUUAUUGGGAACACUGUGGAAAUCGUCACAAACAGAUUGAAUCUUCUUUUGCAGAAGCAAAAGAAAAAGGACUUUUUAUGUGAUGUCAUUGAUACUAAUCAAGAUUAUACAGAAGUAUGUGAAAGCAUUUCCGACUUCUUAAUUGAUGUGCACAGCGUGUUGAAGUUGUAUUUACACGAUGGAAAUCUCAACAAUGUUCUUAUAAAAAUCGGCAUGAUCACAUUAAACUUGUUAUUGGAUCACUUCAAGAAGUUUAGCGUUAAUUCCACAGGUGGAAUUGUGCUAACCCAAGACGUAAUCAGGUAUCAAUCUGUCAUUGAUUCUUGGGAGAUCCCAGAAUUAACAGAGAAUUUCCAAAUCUUGAAGGAAAUUAGCAACUUAUUCACCGUUCAACCAGACUUGAUCAACUCUUUGAUAACAGAAGGACACUUGGCUAAUUUGAAGGUCUAUACUGUCAAACAGUAUAUAUCCAAGCGGACUGAUUUUUCUCCUAGCUACUUCGAUCGCUUCUUUGGUCGCAAGUAA